AUGUUAACAAUUAAUUGGUUAAAUUUAAUAACAGCAAGUAAUAAUUUAAAUGGGUUUAGUGUUAUUUUUAAAGAAAUAUCAGACUUAUCUGAAGAUCAAAGAAAUAUAAUAGCAAAAACAAAACAAAAUGAAAAUUGUGUUUGUACAACCUGUAAUUAUGAUUAUAUGAACAAUGGGAUAACUGGUAUGACCAAAAAAAUAAUAAGAAACCUAAAAAAUGUGGUUAUUAUCGACCAAAUAUCUUAUAUGAUUGAUAUUUAUCCGAUUAAAAAUCCUAUAAAAAGAUCUUUUAAAAUUUGUUACCCCUGUGCAGUUAAAAUUACAGAUGAAAUCAAAGAGUUGUUAAAUAUGGAAAUAUGUACUUUUAAACUAAACAAUAACAAUAUUUACACCUUCUCUAAAAACAAUAAAAUUAAGAAACAUUAUGAUGGAGUCGUUUGUUUCAUAAUAGAAGAUAAUGAAGUUGUAUUUGGAAAUUUAAAUCGAUUUAAUUUAAACAAUAAAACAGGUCUAAUUAAAAAUGACAAAUCAGUAUUUACACCCAUUAAGAUAGACGGUAAAUCACCAUUAAUAUUCCCUAAAUAUGAAUUAAAAGAUUUUGAAACUAUUAAAAAGUAUUAUAAUUUAACAGAUAUAAAAAUACACAGUGGGACUUUAGAACCUUUAGAGAAAUAUUUAAAAAAUUUUAGAAAUGAAAUUGUUGAAAUGAAAUAUUUUACUAAACAUGAACGUCAAAAAGAAGAAAAAAUAAAGAAAAUCACAAAAAAGAAAUUAGAAGAUUAUGCAUCAAUUUUAUUAUACUUUUGUAUAUUUAUAGUUUUAAUUUCAACAUUUUUAGUAAAAGUUAAGUUAAGAAAAAAACUAAUAGAAACAUUUAAGUCAAUUUCUAAGAGAAAACAUCAAUUAGAAGAUGAAAACGAUUAUAUGAAAUGUGGUGAAAUAGUUUAA
Messenger RNA from Hepatospora eriocheir, 948 nucleotides. NCBI's taxonomy places the organism in Eukaryota, Fungi, Microsporidia, Hepatosporidae. The record is from the annotation of a GenBank genome assembly.